GAGGCCUUAAGUCACGAAUCAUCGCCUCCGUGGCGGCUUUGUUGCCAGUUUGUUAUGUCCAAUAGGCUCGAGUCGGUGGCCUGUCGCUUUAAAUAUUCCUGCCGAAAAGGAUCAUGGGUAAUACAUCUCCUUUCGCUUCUCGCUCUGCGGGAGGAGGGACGAUCGCGCUUCAGUAAAUCUUCCGGAAUUUGGAUCGAAUGUUGUGAAUCCUCGACGCGGGACGUCCCUGAUCACGACUUUGGUGGACUAAAACACCAUUCGUUCAAUCUUCGUGUCCUGUUGGAGGCGUCUCGUGCACCUUGAAGCUUCUCGACCUAGCAUAGCAUAGCAUAGCCUAGCUUAGCUUAGCUCGCUAACAAAGAGACGCGUUUGUGAUCAACACUUCGCUAAGCAGAGAUCAAGCGUGAGAGCGGAAAGUGUUGUGAAAAUGUGUGCAAGAAGGACAGCAGAGUACAAGGAAGAAGUUUUUGGACCACAAGAGGAGAAGGAGCCACAAUGUCAACUCCUGGACGCUGUGUUGACUCUGCAGCCUCCAACUGCGCUGCACAGAGCAGACAUCACUGAAGAUCUUCGUACUGAGCGGCAGGAGCCAGAGCCCCCUCACAUUAAAGAGGAAGUGGAGGACGAAGAGCUCCACCACAUGAAAAUGGAAGAGGAGCCCAUUUUGAUAAAAAAAGAGGAGGAGGAAGUGAGCCCCCACACCGAAGAGGAAAUCACCAAGUUUCCAUCAACUGGUGUCCCUUUGAAGAGUGAAGAUGAAGGUCCAAGUGAGGAGAGCAGAGGGGCGGAGCCUCCAAGCAGCAGCUCAAGUCAACACAUGACAGCAGAAGGUGACCGAAACCACCGUGGAGGAUCACAAGCAGGCGGCCUCUUAGCUCAACAAUCAGAUAGUGACGACAUGACGUUACACUCUGCUCACACUGAUGAAGAUGAUGAUGAUGAACAGCCGGAAGAUGAUAUGACAUAUCACAUUGACAGCAAACGAUGGAAAUGCUUUCAGUGUGGGAAAACAUUUGCUUAUAAGAGCAUUUUAAAAGAACAUGUGAGAGCCCACACUGGUGAGAAACCCUUUGCCUGCUCAGUUUGUGGUCAAAGAUUCAUUCAGAAGGGAAAAUUAACUAAACACACAAGAACCCACACUGGUCAGAAACCUUUUUCCUGCUCAGUUUGUGGUCAAAGAUUUUCUGAAAAGGGAAAGUUCAAAAUACACACAAGAACCCACACUGGUGAGAAACCCUUUUCCUGCACAGUUUGUGGUCAAAGAUUCUCUGUGAAGGGAAGCUUAAAAAUACACACAAGAACCCACACUGGAGAGAAACCUUUUUCCUGCUCCGUUUGUGGUCAAAGAUUCUCUGUGAAGGGAAGCUUAAAAAUGCACACACGAACACACACUGGCGAGAAACCUUUUGCCUGCUCAGUUUGUGGUCAAAGAUUCUCUGUGAAGGGAAGCUUAAAAAUACACACUCGAACACACACUGGCGAAAAACCUUUUUCCUGCACAGUUUGUGGUAAAACAUUUACUCGGAAGACAGAUUUAACAAUACACACAAGAACCCACACUGGUGAGAAACCUUUUUCCUGCUCAGUUUGUGGUCAAAGAUUCUCAAUGAAGCGACACUUAAAAAAACACACAAGAACCCACACUGGUGAGAAACCCUUUUCCUGUUCAGUUUGUGGUCAAAAAUUCUCUGUGAAGGAAAGCUUAAAAUUACACACAAGAACCCACACUGGUGAGAAACCUUUUUCGUGCUCCGUUUGUGGUCAAAGAUUCUCUGUGAAGGGAAGCUUAAAAAUACACACAAGAACCCACACUGGCGAGAAACCUUUCGCCUGCACAGUUUGUGGUAAAACAUUUACUCGGAAGACAGAUUUAAAAGGACACACAAGAAUCCACACUGGCGAGAAACCUUUUUCCUGCUCAGUGUGUGGUCAACGAUUCUCUAAGAAGGAACACUUAAUAAGACACACGAGAACCCACACUGGUGAGAAACCUUUUGCCUGCUCAGUUUGUGGUCAAAGAUUCUCUGUAAAGGGAAGCUUAGAAGCACACACAAGAACUCACACUGGUGAGAAACCUUUUUCCUGCUCAGUUUGCGGUCAAAGAUUCACUCAGAAGGGACACUUAAAAUUACACACAACAACGCACACUGGUGAGAAACCUUUUUCGUGCUCAGUUUGUGGUCAAAGAUUCUCUUAUAAGUAUCAGGCUAAGACACACAAGUGUGCUGGUGAGAGUAGCAGUGAUCAAGAAGCUUUGAAUGCAAAUGUAAAUGUUUAAAAAAAGCAAUUACUAUGUUCCCGACUUACUAAAAUCUACCUUCUUGUAUUCUGUGUUCCAGCUUGUAUUGUAUCUUCUCGUUGUCCAUAUAUUUUCUGAAAGCCUCCUGCAAGCAACUGUUGAGAGUUAGCACUGUUUAGCUUAGUUUUAUAAUUUUAAUGACAUCCUAUUAAAUUCGUCAUUUUUCAGCACAUUACAGCGAGCUGUAUUUUAUUUUUUUUAAAUGAUUAUUUCCUGAAAGGUUGUCAUUUUGAAGGUGAGGGGAUUCUACAAGACAGCUGCGAUAUAUAAGAUAUGACUAAUUACUGCCACGUUAUAAUAUAGUACAUUACUUUUUCCCACAGCAGCUAUGCUAGUGCUUUUGCAAUUUUCGACUUUGCCGAUGAAAAGGGGGCGUUUGAAAGGGAAUUAGUUAUUUACCAAUUGCUCCAAAACGUAUUAUUAUUGGAAAUUACAGCAUUUAAUUUUCUUGUGCAAAAAAUACAUCAAAUGAACUCGUUAGUGAAAAAUUGACCAUUAAGACAUAUACUUAAUAUACUAUGUUUUAGUGAAGUUAAUAUCAAAUAAGUGAAUGAUUGAAGAAACUUCUACCUUUGGUGGCAAACUGUAAAGUGGAUGUGUGAUCCUUAAUAAAAUACUCCUCUUCAAACAGUGA
Messenger RNA from Phyllopteryx taeniolatus (common seadragon), 2933 nucleotides. Its product is annotated as gastrula zinc finger protein XlCGF57.1-like. Bases 428 to 2278 code for a protein of 616 amino acids. The record is from RefSeq and is a predicted model, not a curated record. Lineage: Eukaryota; Metazoa; Chordata; Actinopteri; Syngnathiformes; Syngnathidae. The transcript is spliced from 3 exons. Gene Ontology annotation, cellular component: nucleus. Gene Ontology annotation, biological process: regulation of transcription by RNA polymerase II. Gene Ontology annotation, molecular function: DNA-binding transcription factor activity, RNA polymerase II-specific; RNA polymerase II cis-regulatory region sequence-specific DNA binding.